UGUAUUUCUCUUCCACUAUGAACAGACCAACUCUGCUGCACAGCUCUAUGACUUUCUGUAGCAUUCUCUUCCUCAUCUUAGCCACACAAUGUCUAGCUUUCCCAAAAGUGGAAAAGAGGGAGAUAGCACCUGCUUAUGCGGAUACACAGCAGUCCCAGAAGAUUAGCACAGGUGACACAGAAAACACCUUCUUUGCUCCAAAGCACAUGUCCCAGCCGAUGUCCUCUGACGCUCCUAUGGUACUGUCUGCAGGAUCAUCAGUGAUGCAAUUAAAUAAAGUAUUCUCUGUCAAUAAAGAACACCAUCAUUCAGGAGCUGGGUUUCUGAAUCCUAACUUCCCUGAUGUUCACUCUUCCAGUGAGCCAUUGGUCUCAGCCAGUGAAGAAGGGCAUGGUCCCAGUCAGCUUGAAAGGAUGUCUCCUGAACACAGACUUUCCAAGGCCAUGGCAAUCACUGCUGCCUCAUCAUCUACUUCUCUUAAUCCUCACCAGGAGGGACCACAUAGCAGUUCUAGCAUCCAGCCCAUUAUAGAAGGAAUCACAGAUGUAACAGGUGACUUCCUGAAGUAUGUGGAUAAUCAGUUGUUUGCUACUGAAAGUCAGGAAGCAGUUAGCUUGGGAAAUAUGCCUUCGUCCUAUAUAAAUACUAAAGAAAUGCUACCUGACAAUCCAAGAACUGAGAAAGAGGAAACAUAUGCAUCCAAGGGGAUGACUGCCAUUCCUGGUGUUGAUUCCACAACAGACACAGAGCCUGAUGGGAAGACUCCCACAGAGAGCCCACAUGGCAUAUCCCAGACCACUGCCGCCACACACACCCUUGAAGAUAUCUUGAAUAUUGAGCCAACAGCUGACAGUCUUCUGGGGAACCUCAAGGUCACAGUGAGUGUCAGCACAGCUGUUCCAAUUUCUUCUGUCUCAAAUGAUGAGUGGGGUGACACCAAAUUUGAAAGUGUAAGUCAGACAAGGACCACAGAUUCGGCAGACAAGGCAGAGACUCAAGUGAGUACGGAGCCCCCACAUAAAACACAUGAGAGCUUUGAAGGUACUGAGGAUACCCUUACUUCUACAGACAUUAACAAGGUGGCUUCAGGGCUGCCUGAAGGAGAAACACCCUUGGGGACAGCCCUGAUAAUUGCACUGAAGGAAGUGAGAUCACCAGCUUUUACCCACCAAGUUCCCUUUACUUCCACGAGUCUGACAGAAGACCCUGAAGUUUCCACUAUGAACCUGUUCCGAAGUGCUGGAGGCUUCACCACAUCCUCUUUGGAGGAUAGGAGCAUGCUUUUCUCAAAAACCAUGGUUUCUACCUCUCAAUAUGAGUCCGACACACAUCCAGCAGUAGGAAAUAAGUUAAAAGACAUCACUCAAGAAUUGGCAAUGGCCACAGGAGAACCAGACCCGACAUUACCCUUGCUGACACAAGACCGUAUUGAGGGUCCCAGAGGCAGUGGGGAGCCUGAAGAAGGCAUGCCAUCCCCAUCUCCCAUGUCUGCUGAUGUGGAUGCCACUGAGCCGUCCAGACAAUGGGAGUCUCUGGCCACUCCAGCCUCCACCACUGUUGUCCCUUUGCCUCUCGGAGUUACCUCUUCUAUGGGAGACCUGAUGGAUACAAUCACUGGGCCAAAUGAGGACUUCAUACCCAUUUUGAGCUCUCCAAUGACACCCCCUGCAAUGACUAUGGAAGCUCCUACCAUUUCUCCAGUAUUUCCAUCUGAGGGAAGAACUAUUCUGUCUACCAACCACCCAAAUACAGCUGCAUCCUAUGGCCUGGAACAACUUGAAUCUGAAGAGGUAGAAGAUGAGGAGGAUGAGGAGGAUGAAGAAGAUGAAGAUGAAGAGGAGGAGGAAGAUGAGGAAGACAAAGAAGCAGAUACCUUGUAUAAGGACUUUGACGGUGAUACUGAGCUGCCAGGGUUUACUCUCCCUGGAAUCACAUCCCAGGAACCUGAUAUAGAGCCAGGAAGCAUGGCCCUACUGGAGGUAGCAACUUACCAGGUGCCAGAAACCAUGGAGUGGGAACAGCAGAAUCAAGGUCUAGUGAGAAGUUGGAUGGAAAAGCUGAAAGACAAGGCUGGUUACAUGUCUGGAAUGCUGGUGCCUGUUGGGGUAGGGAUAGCUGGAGCCUUGUUCAUCUUGGGAGCACUCUACAGCAUUAAGGUUAUGAAUCGUCGAAGAAGAAAUGGCUUCAAAAGACAUAAAAGGAAGCAGAGAGAAUUCAACAGCAUGCAAGAUAGAGUGAUGCUGUUAGCCGACAGCUCUGAAGACGAAUUUUGAAAUGAACUUGGGUUUAAUGCAAUGAGAUUAUUGCUUUAUUUUUUAUUUGGGAGCAAAA
Phodopus roborovskii (desert hamster) is the source of this 2331-nucleotide messenger RNA. It is a transcript of the gene Armh4, whose product is annotated as armadillo like helical domain containing 4. NCBI's taxonomy places the organism in Eukaryota, Metazoa, Chordata, Mammalia, Rodentia, Cricetidae. The transcript is spliced from 7 exons. Bases 18 to 2273 code for a protein of 751 amino acids. The record is from RefSeq and is a predicted model, not a curated record.